GAGGAAAAUUCAUUCUGAAACCUACAAACCUAACAACACUAGAACUUUUAACAAUUUUUAAUAAAUACGUUAGCUCUCAGGUUAAGCAAGUUAGUGAGAAGUCACAAUAAUUAACAGUUUAACGUUUACCAAAGGGAUUUAUGUCUUUUUUAUAAAUUCCUUUACAGAAGUUUAAUUAAUAUCAGUGUGAAUUUAUAUUUCUUUUAAUAUUGAUUCUGUAAAUUAAAUUAGUAUGGUCAUGGCGCGAUAUGUACACCAAGAUAAAGGUUACAGCAUUAAAUUAAUCGAUACAAUUUAUAGCCAUAUUCCAGCAUUUACUGAUUUAUUUGAUGAAGAGUCUUGGUACAUCUUUGUUACUUUUUUUGUCAUCGUAACUAUUUUUGUAGUUUCUAUAUUGUCAAGGUUUAUAACGUUAAAACCAGUAGAUUAAUAACAACCUUAGAAUUUACCAGUACCGAAGCUUAGAAUGUCAUGUUAAUCAUUUUAACCAAAUUUAAAGUGUUUGAUGUAAAUUUUGAUGCACCCUUGUAAAAAUAUGCCUUAAAUAAAAAUGCAAAGCAGUCUGAUUA
This is a messenger RNA of Copidosoma floridanum, 569 nucleotides long. RefSeq lists its product as uncharacterized. The record is from RefSeq and is a predicted model, not a curated record. Lineage: Eukaryota; Metazoa; Arthropoda; Insecta; Hymenoptera; Encyrtidae.